AUGGAGCUGUCGGCCAUCGGGGAGCAGGUGUUCGCUGUGGAGAGCAUCCGCAAGAAGCGCGUGCGGAAGGGUAAAGUAGAAUACCUGGUGAAGUGGAAAGGAUGGCCCCCAAAAUACAGCACAUGGGAGCCAGAAGAUCAUAUCUUGGACCCCCGCCUGGUCGUGGCUUAUGAGGAAAAGGAAGAGAGAGACCGUGCAUCAGGGUACAGGAAAAGAGGCCCCAAACCAAAGCGCCUCCUACUGCAGCGGCUGUAUGGCAUGGACUUGAGGAGUGCGCACAAGGGAAAGGAGAAGCUCUGUUUCUCCCUUGCACGGAGGUUUGGAGGAGGAGACAGUAGCCUGCCAGGGGCCAAAACAGGGCAGGCAGAGUUCUCGGAGAAGACUGGGGGAGCAGUCCUGCCAUUCUCUCUCCGGAAGCAACGCAAAAACCAGAAGUACUUGCGACUGUCAAGGAAGAAGUUCCCUCGCAUGUCAAGCCUGGAGGGUCGAAACUGUAGGCAUGAGUUCUUCCUGAAUGAUGCAGUGGACUUAGAGGCCAGGCAGGGCCCUGAGGACUGGGAGACCAUGCAGCACACCAGCAAAGAAGCAGAUGUGGAUGGCAGUCUCCCUUGGAUUCCCACUGUGCCCCCCAGCGAAGUGACAGUGACAGACAUCACGGCAAACUCCAUUACCGUCACUUUCAGAGAAGCACAAGUGGCUGAGGGCUUCUUCCGAGACCGGAGUGCACAGUUCUGA
This is a messenger RNA of Indicator indicator, 735 nucleotides long. It is a transcript of the gene CBX7, whose product is annotated as chromobox 7. The transcript has 6 exons. The record is from RefSeq and is a predicted model, not a curated record. Gene Ontology annotation, biological process: negative regulation of transcription by RNA polymerase II. Gene Ontology annotation, cellular component: PRC1 complex. NCBI's taxonomy places the organism in Eukaryota, Metazoa, Chordata, Aves, Piciformes, Indicatoridae. The coding region runs from base 1 to 735 and encodes 244 amino acids.